AAAGCACUUUUACAGGCACAUCGUGGACGACGCUGCUUUCGUUGCUACGAAGUUAGUUUCUACAGAAGUUCGCCCACUUGUUUGCAAGCCUCGCACCUUGGAUCGUUAGUGCACUAAUGAAAGCGUGGUCUUUUUUGAGACAGUUGCUAAGAUGUUCACGCUGCUUUCCGGCCUAUGGAAGUACAUCAGCCAGCGCGACGAGUACUAUGUGCUGAUUCUCGGGCUUGACAACGCUGGCAAAACGACUUAUCUGGAGCAGACCAAAACGAAGUUCUCGAAGGGGUACAAGGGCUUAAACCCUCACAAGAUUACUACGACUGUCGGCCUGAACAUCGGCAAGAUCGACAUCCACGGCAUACGGCUAAACUUUUGGGAUCUUGGGGGCCAAGACUCGCUACAGUCGCUAUGGGACAAGUACUAUGCAGAAUCUCAUGCCGUCAUAUACGUUGUGGACUCUUCAAAUGCAAGCCGUAUCGACGAAUCCAAGGCUGCAUUCGCAAAGAUGAUUGGAAAUGAUGCACUUCACGGUGUUCCUGUCUUGUUGGUGGCCAACAAGCAAGACAUUAGUGGAUGCUACAAUGCUGCAGAAAUGCGUCAGCUCUUUCGGGAAAGCUCUCAUCUCAUCGGCAGGAGGGACUGUCACUUGAUUGGAGCAUCCGCAUUACAUGGGGAGGGCAUCAAUGAAGGCAUCGAGUGGAUCACGCAGUGCGUGAAGCGCAACAUCCUCCGGCCGCCACGCACCAGCGAGUCUUUGUGACGUCAGCUGGCUUGUCUGACUCGCACUUCUGUUUCAUAAUUUACACUGCCUUUCAAGCGGCAAAGCUUUCAACAUGAACAGUGCUGAAGAAUGUGUGUAGGUGCGCGUGCGACACUCGGAAUAAAUCAACAUGCCCACUGCAAACGUUACACGCACCAAGUUGGGCCAUGCUUGAACUUUUGCUAAAAUAUAUGAAUAAUGCAAAUUAAAUGUGUUCUGUCAAUUUUGUCGAAUAACGUGAAUUAAAUGUCUUUUGUUACAAGCA
Messenger RNA from Dermacentor albipictus, 1022 nucleotides. It is a transcript of the gene Arfrp1, whose product is annotated as ADP-ribosylation factor related protein 1. Gene Ontology annotation, molecular function: GTP binding; GTPase activity. NCBI's taxonomy places the organism in Eukaryota, Metazoa, Arthropoda, Arachnida, Ixodida, Ixodidae. Gene Ontology annotation, biological process: intracellular protein transport; Golgi to plasma membrane protein transport; protein localization to Golgi apparatus. The record is from RefSeq and is a predicted model, not a curated record. Gene Ontology annotation, cellular component: Golgi apparatus.